AGGUUUAAUCGAGAGACUAAGUUCUCUAUAGAAACACCCACAUUUGUAUGGAUGAUUGGGGAAAGAUAGUGGUACCAACAAGGGAGAGCCGUCUGACCCUCCAAGAAAAUGAGUAUGCUAAAACCAAGCGGGCUGAAGGCCCCUACCAAGAUCUUUAAGCCUGGAAGCACAGCCUUGAAGACACCUGCCGCUGCUGCAGCUCCAGUGGAGAAGACAGCACCCAGUGAAAAAGCCGCAGGCCCUCCAUCCUCUGAGGCCCAAGAUGAAUUUGUGGAUGACUUUCGAGUUGGAGAACGUGUUUGGGUGAAUGGCAAUAAGCCUGGAUUUAUCCAGUUUCUUGGGGAAACUCAAUUUGCACCAGGCCAGUGGGCUGGGAUUGUUUUGGAUGAACCCAUAGGAAAGAAUGAUGGUUCGGUGGCAGGAGUUCGGUAUUUCCAGUGUGAACCUUUAAAGGGUAUAUUUACCCGGCCUUCAAAGUUAACAAGGAAGGUGCAAGCAGAAGAUGAAGCCAAUGGCCUGCAGACAGCUCCUGUCAGAACUGCUUCACCUCUGUCCACUGCUGCAGCCACUCCCUCAAAUAUUCCCCAUAAAUCAUCCCAGUCAACAGCAAAAGAAACUUCAACUCCAUCACAAAUCAGCAACCUUACGAAAACUGCCAGUGAGUCAAUCUCCAACCUUUCAGAGGCUGGCUCCGUCAAGAAAGGAGAGCGGGAACUCAAGAUCGGAGACAGGGUGUUGGUUGGUGGCACUAAGGCUGGUGUAGUCCGGUUUCUUGGAGAGACUGACUUUGCCAAGGGGGAGUGGUGUGGUGUGGAAUUAGAUGAACCCUUGGGGAAGAAUGAUGGUGCUGUUGCUGGAACAAGGUAUUUUCAGUGUCAGCCCAAGUAUGGAUUGUUUGCUCCUGUCCACAAAGUGACAAAGAUUGGCUUCCCUUCUACUACACCAGCCAAAGCCAAAGCAGCCGCUGUGAGGCGAGUGAUGGCCACCACGCCCGCCAACCUGAAGCGCAGCCCCUCCGCCUCCUCUCUCAGCUCCAUGAGCUCUGUGGCCUCUUCUGUGAGCAGCAAACCCAGCCGAACAGGACUAUUGACUGAAACCUCCUCCCGCUACGCCCGCAAGAUCUCGGGCACCACUGCCCUCCAGGAGGCGUUGAAGGAGAAGCAGCAGCACAUUGAACAGCUGCUGGCUGAGCGGGACCUGGAGCGGGCCGAGGUGGCCAAGGCUACCAGCCACGUGGGGGAGAUAGAGCAGGAGCUAGCCCUGGCCCGAGAUGGGCAUGACCAGCAUGUCCUGGAACUGGAAGCCAAGAUGGACCAGCUGCGAACAAUGGUAGAAGCUGCUGAUAGGGAGAAAGUGGAGCUCCUCAACCAACUAGAAGAGGAGAGAAGGAAGGUUGAGGACCUUCAGUUCCGAGUAGAAGAAGAAUCCAUUACCAAAGGCGAUCUUGAGCAAAAGAGCCAGAUUUCUGAAGAUGCUGAGAAUACGCAGACCAAACUGGAGCAUGCCCGCAUUAAGGAGCUUGAACAGAGCCUGCUCUUUGAAAAGACCAAAGCUGACAAACUCCAGAGGGAGUUAGAAGACACUAGGGUGGCUACAGUGUCAGAAAAGUCCCGAAUAAUGGAACUAGAAAAAGACCUAGCCUUGAGAGUACAGGAAGUAGCUGAGCUCCGAAGAAGGCUAGAGUCCAGUAAGCCUCCCGGGGAUGUGGAUAUGUCUCUUUCUCUUUUGCAAGAAAUAAGUGCUUUGCAAGAAAAGCUAGAAGCCACACGUACUGACCACCAGAAUGAGAUGACUGCUCUGGCAGACCGCUUUGGAGCUCGGGAAGAGACAUUUCAGAAGGAGAUCAAGGCUCUGCACACUGCCACUGAAAAGCUUUCCAAAGAGAACGAGUCCUUGAGAAACAAACUUGACCACGCCAACAAGGAAAAUUCCGACGUGAUAGCUCUGUGGAAGUCUAAGCUGGAGACUGCCAUCGGAUCCCACCAGCAGGCAAUGGAGGAGCUGAAGGUGUCUUUCAGCAAAGGAAUUGGAACGGACUCAGCUGAAUUUGCUGAGUUAAAGACACAAAUAGAGAGACUGAGACUAGAUUAUCAGCACGAAAUAGAAACUUUACAGAGUAAACAGGACUCUGAACGAUCUGCUCACGCGAAAGAGAUGGAGACCCUGAAGACCAAGCUGAUGCAAGUCAUUAAAGAGAAGGAGGACAGCCUAGAGGCCGUCAAAGCGAGGCUGGACAGUGCAGAAGACCAGCAUCUAGUGGAGAUGGAAGACGCCUUAAACAAGCUGCAGGAGGCUGAAAUAAAGGUAAAGGAGCUAGAGGUUCUGCAAGCCAAGUACAAUGAACAAACCACGGUCAUUGGUAAUUUUACAUCCCAGCUCCAGGUUGUCGAAGAAAAGCUCUUGGAUCUUGAUGCACUUCGGAAAGCCAAUUCCGAAGGUAAAUUGGAAAUCGAGACACUUAGACAGCAGCUUGAGGGAGCUGAAAAGCAGAUUAAAAAUUUAGAGAUGGAAAGGAACGCUGAAAGUAGCAAGGCUAAUAGCAUUACCACAGAACUCCAGGAAAAACAACUAAUGCUCAGUAACCUACGGGACACUUUGAGUGAAGUCAGUCAAAUGAAGGAGACUUUGGAAAAAGAACUCCAGACUUUGAAAGAAAAGUUUGCUGGUACUUCAGAGGAGGCUCUCUCUGCUCAGAGAAGUAUGCAAGAUACUGUAAAUAAGCUGCAGCAAAAGGAGGAAGAGUUUAACAUGUUGUCUUCUGAACUGGAGAAGUUGAGAGAAAAUUUAGCAGAUAUGGAAGCAAAGUUUAGAGAGAAGGAUGAAAGAGAAGAGCAGCUGGUAAAGGCAAAAGAAAAAUUAGAAAAUGACAUUGCAGAAAUGAUGAAGAUGUCAGGAGAUAACUCUUCUCAGCUUACAAAGAUGAACGAUGAACUGCGUCUGAAGGAAAGAUCUGUGGAAGAACUGCAGCUAAAACUUACAAAGGCUAAUGAAAACGCAAGUGUCCUGCAGAAAAGUAUUGGGGAAGUAACUCUUAAAGCCGAACAGAGCCAACAGGAAGCAGCUAAAAAGCAUGAAGAAGAAAAGAAAGUAUUGGAGGACAAACUGUUGGAACUGGAAAAGAAGAUGGAAACAAGCCACAACCAGUGUCAGGACCUGAGAGCCAAGUAUGAAAAAGCCAGCUCAGAGACAAAAGCAAAGCACGAAGAAAUCCUGCAGAACCUACAGAAGAUGCUGGUGGACACAGAGGAGAAGCUGAAGGCCGCUCAAGAGGCAAACAGAGGCCUGAUGCAGGAUGUGGAGGAGCUGAAAGCACAGGCCGACAAGGCCAAAGCUUCUCAGACUGCAGAAGAUGCCAUGCAGAUCAUGGAACAGAUGACCAAAGAGAAGACAGAAACGCUGGCCUCCUUGGAGGACACCAAGCAAACAAACGCAAAACUACAGAAUGAAUUGGACACACUUAAAGAAAACAACUUGAAAAAUGUAGAAGAGCUGAACAAAUCAAAAGAACUUCUGAAUGUAGAGAAUCAGAAAAUGGAAGAAUUCAAAAAAGAAAUAGAAACCCUAAAGCAGGCAGCAGCUCAGAAGUCCCAGCAGCUUUCAGCACUGCAGAAAGAGAACGUCAAACUUGCCGAGGAGCUGGGGAGAACGCGGGACGAAGUCACAAGUCACCAAAAGCUGGAAGAAGAAAGAUCUGUACUCAAUAAUCAGUUGUUAGAAAUGAAAAAGAGCCUGCCUAGUAACACUUCAAGAGAAUCUGAGUACAUAAAGGACGCUGAUGAAGAGAAAGCGUCCCUGCAGAGGUCCAUCAGUCUCACCAGUGCCUUACUCACAGAGAAGGAUGCCGAGCUGGAGAAACUGCGGAGUGAGGUCACAGUGCUCCGUGGAGAGAACGCCUCUGCCAAGUCCCUACACUCAGUUGUGCAGACACUGGAAUCUGACAAGGUGAAGCUUGAGCUCAAGGUCAAGAACUUGGAACUUCAGCUCAAGGAGAACAAGAGGCAGCUCAGCAGCUCCUCAGGCAAUAUCGAUACCCAGGCAGAAGAGGAUGAGAGAGCCCAGGAGAGUCAGCAAAUGAUUGAUUUCCUCAAUUCGGUAAUAGUGGACCUUCAAAGAAAGAAUCAAGACCUCAAGAUGAAGGUGGAGAUGAUGUCUGAAGCUGCGCUGAACGGCAACGGGGAUGACCUGAACAGCUAUGACAGUGAUGAUCAGGAGAAACAAUCCAAGAAGAAACCCCGCCUGUUCUGUGACAUUUGUGACUGCUUUGAUCUCCACGACACAGAGGACUGCCCCACCCAGACACAGGUGUCGGAAGACCCUCCGCAUUCCACGCACCAUGGCAGCCGGAGUGAGGAGCGGCCUUACUGUGAGAUCUGUGAGAUGUUUGGGCACUGGGCAACCAACUGCAACGACGAUGAGACCUUCUGAGGCCGCGGGCUCCGCAGCCAGCAGCUUUCCACCAGCAUUGCACGCGCAGCUUGAGGAGAACUCAUUAUUUUUUGACCCCUGUCAACAAAUCUAAGAAAAUAUUUUGAUCUUCAACACAUUACCCUUUCAUUUUUCCUCAUAAGUUAAAAUAAUAAAUAUUUGGUAGGUGGGCUUUUACUUCCAUCCUCUUUUUUGGAAUUUGAAGAUUUCUGACAUUGUACCAGGUGCCAUUACUCUUUUGUUCCUAGAGAAACAUCGUGGGACAAGCUGGACCCUGACAAUAUCUUAUUUAAAAAACUUUAAAUUAUGCCGUUCUCAUAUUUGCACUAAAGUAUUUCCUGGCUACUUCUGUAUAUUUAGGUUUUGUUGAUGUUGUUGUUGUGCUUUGACACUGGAAUGAGCUGCAGACAAAGUGUGCCACUUUGCAUUUUCAUAUACUCAUUUAAAUAAUUUUAAUAUCCAAGCUCUGCACUACCUGCUCUCAGUAGUGCCUUUCUCCAGGCUUGACAAUACAUAGGGCGUGAUUAUAAAUCAUGAAACAGGUAAAAGGGGGGGAAAGCCCCAAACAGCUGUGGCGACGUUUAUAAUCGAUAUGCUGCACCCACAGACCCAACAGUGGGUUUUCUUUAUUGGUUUUACAUAAUUUCAACCUCUAUAUAUUAUAUGUAUAUAUAUAUUUUUAAAGAUCUAUAUUUUGGGAAAAAAGUAUAUGCAAUGUGUCUUCUUUUCAGAUUUUUUUUACCUUUAUGAGAAAGAACACAGCUAAAUGGCUCGUCAGCAAGCCUGAACAGGCCAGAAACAGCAGAGUGGCUUCAUCACUGUCCUCCUCUCCUGUUGUUUCUGAACCGCAGCUGAGUAGCUGGAAGAACUGCUCCAGCUGUUUGGUUUUGUUCCCCUUCUUCAGCAGAUAAUCCCAGUAGCACACUAAGGCACCCUACAACAGCUAAACUAACUGAUCUAUAGCCCUCCUUUAUAUGUCUGUGGGUUUUUUACUGUAUUUUUUAAUGAAUGUACGAUGAGAAAUUCAACAUUAAUAAUUUUGAAUUUUCUUAUCACAAAAAGAUAAAACGAAGGACCUCAACAUACAAAAGAGUUUUAUCAGUCAGCCUGAGUCUGUCUUCACUUGAAUGUUUUUGAGAAUAUGUAAAAAGGAAUUAAAUGUACCGUCAUGCCGCAUGCAUGAUAAGAACUUCCGUCAUUGUAUAUAAGCCUUUGCCGUAUUCCCCCAUCCACUGUGCUUGACAAGUGAACAUUAAACAAAUCUGUUACCAGUUAACAUUUUUGGUUAAUAAAACUAUAGGAAUUAUUUCACAAAGAAAAUAUGUAAAGCAGUAUUAAAAUCUGAGUUAUGUAUCUAAUAAAUGGGUUUGUCUGUUUUCCUGCCAGUGGCAGUAAA
Microtus ochrogaster (prairie vole) is the source of this 5821-nucleotide messenger RNA. It is a transcript of the gene Clip1, whose product is annotated as CAP-Gly domain containing linker protein 1. Gene Ontology annotation, biological process: cytoplasmic microtubule organization; positive regulation of microtubule polymerization. The transcript has 27 exons. Gene Ontology annotation, molecular function: microtubule plus-end binding. Bases 109 to 4425 code for a protein of 1438 amino acids. The record is from RefSeq and is a predicted model, not a curated record. Gene Ontology annotation, cellular component: cell cortex; microtubule plus-end; nucleus. NCBI's taxonomy places the organism in Eukaryota, Metazoa, Chordata, Mammalia, Rodentia, Cricetidae.